AUGUCCUUUGAUUCGUCAGACUCGUUUGACGACGAGGACAUCGAUUUCGAUCAACUCUACUCUGCGCGAUCACAAUCUCAUGGGCUGAGAAACGUGUCGCCUGCGCUCAAGGAGCCCAGUACAGACCCAUUGGCUCUGAGGGGCGAGAACGCGAUCCUUCGAGCCCAAUUGCAAAAGAUUAGUUCCAAGUACGAGCAGGAGCAGAAGAACUUGAAGCAGCAUUAUGCUUCAUUGCUAGAGGAACGAAACAAACGAAUCACUGAGUUGGCAGAAGACGUCAACAAGGUUAAGGAAGAUAACGAGUUUCUCACUUCUGAGAACAAGAACCUCACCACAAAGUAUCUUCCAGCCCCGAAGAAACGGCGGAUCCAGGACGAGUCGAUGGAUGUUUCCGUGUCUGAUAUUUCUGGACGUUCGUUUAGCACAAAGGCCACAAGCACUCCACCUGAAUCCAAACCACAGACAUUGGCUAUAAUCAACCAGGUUUCUGUGUUCCAAGACGAAAAGAACUCAUUCAUAGAAGGGAUCUCUGCACACGUGAUUCCGGGAUUUGGCAGAACAACUCUGGAUUAUCUGGCCAAUAUUUCGUCCGCGAUCAGCUACGAGAAGGGUGAUUUCCGUGUGACCAAGGGAAAGGAGAAUAUCAAAACUGCCAUCAUCGAUUAUCUCAUCCGAUUUGAGAACAAGAAUCGUAUUGAUAUCCUGUUGAGCGAUUUCAUCAACAUCCUAUUCGAUUACAUUACCUGCUGUUUCGAGAGUGCGAAUUUGUUUGCAGGGCCGUUCCUGCUGGCCCUGAUCCAUUUUGCACUAAACUACAGAGCCAAAGCGAUAAGUUUUGAGCUGAUCCAAAGAUCGAUGGAAGUCACCAACUAUUUGCUCACUUUUUCCACCACAGUCUUGAAGCAAGACCAGCCAUACCUGUCGAACGAGAAUCUAGAUAUCACCACAACUGCCAACUCUGCAUCAACCGAUCUAAAACUGGACACUGUACAGAAAACCAUGCAUUCAAAAGUACUAGACGUGUUCACCACCGUGUAUCUGAUGGAUAUCAUGGAAACUCUGGCGAAGCUGUCUUCUUAUUUAGACGUCGGGAAUGAGCCAUACUUGACAGAGUAUUGGUCGUCUUUCCAAAAGUCAUUGAUCUCUCAUUGCCUGUCAAUGAAGACACCCAUUGGCUUUGUGUUCAACAUGGUUGAAAUCCUCAAUUACUCUGUGAACAAAAACAGCUUUGCAUUUGCACACGCCUCAAGAUCCAAAAGACAAGGUUACUCAAAAGAAAGCACAGAUAUACUCACUAACCUUAUUCUGUUCCUUACUCAAGGAUUGGAACAGGAUCUAUACACAUACGGUUUAAAUCGAACCAUUGGUAGCAACGGGUACUCUCGCCUACUCGAAAUGCUAGUCACACACGACGCCUCGCCGUCACCAAUGUCGCACUCAUGGGACCGGUACCAGCAAAUACUUCAAGUCUCGUCAAACAUUGGACAGAUUAAUAAACAUGAGAUUGUCGUUUUAAGUCUCAGAAUUCGCAUAUUACAACUAUUUGAGAACUUGCUCGCUCAAAAGCCAGCAAGUGCGAUCAAGAACGAAACUCUCAUUGCAUUCAUCUCCUCGAUAGUGACACAGCUCGGAUACCAACAGGAGAUCAUCUACAGAUCUCCAAGAGCCAAGACGAUAGGCCAUCGGUUACAACUGAUUUCGCUCAUAGUGAGGUUGAUCCAUUUCCUGGUGUCUGCUUCGGCCAAGGUGGCGAUCUCGGACCUGCCAGGAAUCACUUUGCGCGAGAUGGUGAUUGCCUUGCUACGUAUUUCGGCAGAAAGUCUCAAACCGUUGGCACUAGAAACGAUCCGCCAGUGGCGUGAUCUGGGUCACGUGCCAGAGAUUUCGCCUGCGCCCAACGGGGUAGAGAUAAACUACGACGACUGGACUAUUGACAUGGCGCGUGACGUUAUUAGCCAGUGUAUUACGGGAGAUGAAGCCGAUGCAUUGCAUUAUAGCAUCAACUAUGACAUCCCGGAUGACGAUAUGUUGGAGUAA
Messenger RNA from Ogataea philodendri, 2037 nucleotides. RefSeq lists its product as uncharacterized. The coding region runs from base 1 to 2037 and encodes 678 amino acids. Lineage: Eukaryota; Fungi; Ascomycota; Pichiomycetes; Pichiales; Pichiaceae. The record is from RefSeq and is a predicted model, not a curated record. Gene Ontology annotation, biological process: DNA damage checkpoint signaling. The transcript has a single exon.